CUUCUUCUGCACCUAUGAGCGUACAAGACAGGCUAUCGAGCCGCAUUCUCAGCCCCCAAUCCCCUAUCCAUGGUGCGCCUUUUCCAACGGCUAUGUCCGUCUGACGUGCAACCGAUACACAGGUACGAGUCGAUUUCUGGCAUUGGGGUAGACUUCUAUGCAGCUAGGCGUCGGUACUUGUUAAGUCGAUUUCCUACGACAUUUGGCCUCAUUGGUUUCGGUGAUGAAGAAGGAAACAAUAUUAGGCUUGAUAACCGGCUUCGAUGAUCGCUGCCGACUUGGGACUUUUGACGUAUCAUGUCGAUGCGAUAUAGUGCGAAGGCUCGGCAGUGUCCCGUGUCAAUCGCUCUUCGUUCUCGUCGGAAACAUCCAACUUAUAUCUCAGACAAGAUGGGGUACCGGCUCAAUACCAUUGACGUUGUGCAACAGCAGGCGGAGGUUGAGGCCAGAGGGCCCCCAGUGCUGCCAAAGCAGCCGGUACUAAGCCCCCUUGAGCCUGCGGGUGAUACUGAACCGGAGGCUGAUACGGGACCGGAGGCUCAUAGGCUUGAACCGGCGCUUGAUACUGAACUGGCUGCAUCUGGUACAUGCAAUAUGCAGGCGGGUUGUUUUCGGAGUCAUCGUCGGGGGUCGGCGGCUGUAUAGCGAUGCAUCGAUAAAUACCAAAUAAAACGGCCAUCCCUACUA
Colletotrichum phormii is the source of this 687-nucleotide messenger RNA. RefSeq lists its product as uncharacterized. The transcript has a single exon. Lineage: Eukaryota; Fungi; Ascomycota; Sordariomycetes; Glomerellales; Glomerellaceae. The record is from RefSeq and is a predicted model, not a curated record. The coding region runs from base 298 to 645 and encodes 115 amino acids.